Suillus clintonianus is the source of this 249-nucleotide messenger RNA. RefSeq lists its product as uncharacterized. The coding region runs from base 28 to 237 and encodes 69 amino acids. NCBI's taxonomy places the organism in Eukaryota, Fungi, Basidiomycota, Agaricomycetes, Boletales, Suillaceae. The record is from RefSeq and is a predicted model, not a curated record. The transcript has a single exon.
CGGACUCCAUCCAACAAGUUUCAGAUCAUGGACGAUAUAGCCCGUCCUCCAGUUCGUCUGCAAGCUGCCUCAUCACUCCCAAUCUCCUCCAAACAAGCUCUUUCUCGUGUCAAUAAGUUCCUCGACGAUUUUCAAGCUCGCAGUACACCCUCCAAGGGCAGUGAUACUUCAAUCACUGCCCAACUUCAGAAGCUGAGUAAAGCGAUUGAACAGGAGUGCAUCCGACAAUCAAAAUAACCGUGUCACGAG